ACUGUGCGAGGUUUUUUAACCUUAUUUUAUUUCGAUAAAUAACGAUUUUUUAAAUUAAUCAGUCGUUAUUACAGCUGUAAUCCUGGAUUCCUUGUGGAUUGCCAAGUGAACGAUAAAAGUCACGAAAACUAAAACUAAACGCAUUUUCAUGUCGGUCGGCUUCCGCUGAUCGUUUCGUUUGUGAAUUUUGCAUAUUUUUUGCAAUAAAUACGUUUCAGUUGUGAUUUGCAAUAUAUUUAUUGAAAUUAAUGAGGAAUCUUGAAGAUUAAAAUAGAAAUGCAACCAGUCAACAUGCUUCCGAAGCUAUCGGACAGUGCCCAAACUAUAUCCUUCACGGAGGGCGAGGGCGUGUGCAGCGUGGAGGUGCUAUCCUCGGAGGUGCUGGUGAACACCACGCCCAGCAGCCCCACACACGGCAGCUCCAAGGUGAAGCUCAAGAGCCUGGUGGACUACAACUGGGAGUGCAAGUUCUACUCCGGCCGCCUGCUCGCCAUGCACAUGACCGGGAACUACUUGGCUUAUUCUAUUAAGGCCCCCAACACAGUGACGCCGGGCAACUGGAGCGGCAUGGUGCGCGUGGUGUACAACGGGGAGCCCGGCGUCGACCGCCGCGCGCUCGUCAAGGGCAUGAAGGGAGAGGUGCACGACGUGUCGUUCGCGCACAUCGAGCACCAGAUCCUGCUGGCGUGCAUCGACGAGCAGGGCAACUUCUACGUGCACGACAUUGAACUCACUGACAGCGGACUUAGAUGCAGCCUUCUCGCCGAGAUCCGCGAGGACACGGGGCUGACGUGCGCGCACCACCGCGUGGUGUGGUGCCCGUACAUCCCGGACGAGGACGACGCGCCCGACGACGACGUGGCGCGCCUGCUGCUCACCACGCACGGGAGCACCGCUCGCAUGUGGAACCUCCGCCAAAUCAUCUCGCAGCUCGAAUCCGCUGGCGAGAAGGCGGUCGCCGCCAGCACACUACUGGCCGGCCCGGGCGUGCUGACAGCCAGUGAACACACGGCGCCGAUAGUGGACGCGGCCUUCUCGCCAGACGGAACUGCGCUGGCGACCGCUGCGGCUGAUGGAUACGUCAUGUUCUUUCAGGUGUACAUGUCGAACGCGACGACGCCGCGCUGCCUGCACAAGUGGCUGCCGCACGGCGGCAAGCCGCUCAGCUGCCUGUUCUUCCUCGACAACCACAAGAACUACAACUCCGACGUCCAAUUCUGGAAAUUCGCCGUCACCGGUGCGGAAAACAACACAACCCUCAAGAUCUGGUCUUGCAAGUCUUGGUCCUGCCUGCAAACCAUAACCUUCACCGCCGGCCUGCCCACGGAACCCUCCACUCUGGGCCUGAAAGCUAUGCUCGACACCAGCGCUAGCUACUUGAUACUCUCCGACUCUAAGAAUAAGAGUUUGUUUAUUCUGCACAUGGCCCGUGACUCUGAUGAUACCACGGCGUAUUGCAAGAGCAUAUCGGAGUUUCUGUUGCCGUAUCCCGUGCUGAGUUUCUGCAUUGUUGAUGCUGGCGAGCACCCGGGUCCGUGCGAGUCGAGCUGCGACGACCCGUACCACCGCACCGGGGGCAGCGCCGCCGCCUCGCCCGCCGACGACUACGAGCCGCCCGAGGAGGAGGGCGUGAUGGGCGCGUGCACGGCGGGCGCGCGGCGCGUGCGCGUGCAGCUCUACAUCGUGCAGCCGAAGGGCCUCCAACACGGCGAGCUGUCGUUCCCGCCGCCCGCGCCCGCGCCGCCCGCCCUAGUGCCCCCCAGUCUAGGCGAGCUGGAACUAGGAGACGAGGCGAGCGACUCGGCGCCGGCCGCCAUCGCCUCCUCCAUCCUGCAGCAGCAGAGCCAGCAGCUCAAGAACCUGCUCAUGAGGUCGCAGACGCAGCCGGGCAGCCUGAUCGGCACGCGGCCCGAGUCCCCCGCCGCCGCGCCGCCGCCGCCGCUCAACCUCAUGACUCCCGAUGCGUUCAGCUCGCCGGGCAAGCGCGACGAGGAGGACCCGCCGCUGUCCGCCACGCCCGACGUGGCCGGCGCGCACAGGAACUCCACCUCAGGGUUCCCGCCAGCACCACCCCGCUCCACGGGCUCCAGCCCCAGCCGCGAGGUGCAGGAGAUCAUGGCCAGCGACCACCGGCAUUACUACAAGGACAUGACGGACGAGCCGAGCCAGUCCCCGGAGCCCGCGGCCGAGCCCGACUUACCCGCUCCGCUGCAGAACGGAGACGCCUUCUGCCCGCAGCAGCCGCCGCUAGACUGCUCGCGUGCCAGCAACGAAUGGCCGCAGAUCUCAAUAGAGCAAAUCAACGAGGCGAACCAGCGCGACCGCUCGUCCAACAUGUCGGCCGCGCGGCACGCGUCCAGCGACGCCGUGGACAAUGUGGAGCGAACGGAGCGAGCCGUGGAGCGAACAGUGGAGCGAACGGAGCGAAUCGUGGAGCGAGUGGACGACCGCAAGCUGGACGAGCUUAGCAGGAAGAUUGAUGCGCUUACAGAGCUGGUGGGCCAGCAGAGCCGCGAGCUUCGCACGCUUCGCGCCGACCUGCACCCGCAGCACGAGCGCGUGCAGGAGGCGCUGGCGGCCCAUGCUAGCACCGCAGCGAGAGCCGUGGAGACCGCGCUCACUGACCACUUAGACCGCAUUUCUCGGGCGUCGUCGGCGGCGGGGUCGCGCGCGGCGGCGGCGGCGGGCGCGGGCGCGGCGCGGGCCCUCGAGCCGCUGGCACAGGCGCUACAGAAUGAGCUGGCGGCUAAGCUGUCGGCCACUGACCAACUGUUGAGAGAGAAUAUUGACAAACUUGUCAAUAGUAAGACGAUAAUGGAGCGUCUAAGCGGGUCGAUCGCGGCGGCGCUGGCGGACCUGGUGCGCUCCUCGUUCAGGGAGGCGCUCGGGACCAGCCUGCUGCCGCAGAUGGAGAAGGCGCACGCCAAUAUAUUCAAGCAGAUCAACCUCGCCUUCCAGAACGGGACUAAGGAGUUCGCAGCGCACACAGAAACAGCAGCGCGAGCAGCAGCGGAGCGCGGCGGCGCGGCGGCCUCGACCGCGCUGCUGUCCGCGCUGGAGCAGCACGCCGCGCUGCUGCAGCAGGCCCGUCUCGCGCCGCUGCUGAGGGACGCUGCUCACGAGGUGCUGGAGAAGGAGAUGGGGUGGUUCCGCGAGCAGGCGCGCUCCGUGGCCGCGGAGAUGUCGCGCGCGCACUCGCCCGCGCCCUCGCACGCCAUGGACCGACAGAUCCAAGUAGCCCAGAUCGAGUCUUUACUCCGCUCGGGCGACUACAACGGCGCGUUCCAACUGGCGCUCUCUGCCUCGGAACUCUCAGUCGUGUCGGCGGCGUGCCGCGGCGCGGACCCGGCGCUCGCCACGCCGCAGCUGCGCCAGCACGUGCUGCUGUCGCUCGUGCAGCAGCUGGCGGCCGACCUGCAUACGGACACGCAGAUUAAACACAGAUACCUCGAAGAAGCCAUAAUGAACCUGGACACGAACUACCCCGUCACCCGCGAGCAUCUUCCCAUCGUGAUCCGCGAGCUGCAGAAGCAGAUCAUGACGUUCCUGUCGUCGAACCCGGGACACCCGCUCACGCGCCAGUUCAAGAUGCUGCUGAUGGCCACCGAGUCGCUGGUGAAGGGCACCGUGUGACGCACGCUGUGUGUGUGCGUCAGCGACGCCGGACACAGAUACUGAGUGACUAGUGCUGAGUGAAGAUAGUGAAGUGUGUGUGAAUGCGGGAGUUUAGGGUGUGGUAGUUUUUUGUGGUGAUUCCAUUGGCUGUUUGUUGCUGUUACACUUCUUUGGUAGCUAAUAAUGGUAAGGAAGACUAUUCGUAAAUGGAUGGUUUAUCUUUCCUGAUUAAAUAGACACAGAAUAAAUUUACAAGCCACGAAAAACGAUAGCAAUAUCCCUUUGCUUCGAGUUUUGAUGAAUAUUUAAUGUGUAAAGAUAUGAAACUACUAAGUCGUUUGUGUCUAGUUUGCUUAAAGCCUACUAAACGUGCUGUGCUAAAAGGGUAUCAUAAUCAGAGUGUGCUUGCACCGCAUUAGAACACCUAUAGAAUUACUUCUUGAUUACAAUACCCUUUUCGCAAAACUCUCUGUAUAACUAGUAUAAAAUGCAAACACUCACAUAUCGUUGAGUCAAUACAAAAGACCUGUACCUGUUUUAAAAUAAAUGUUGUGUUGACGAGGCGCUUUAUAAUCGGGUACCAUUACACUAACAAUAAUUACAAUUUAAAGUCAUAAACUAGGCAAAAUUCGAGUUACAAAAUGUUAGUACCUAGUGCUGGCGUGUGAAACUACUUAAGCUAGAAACAAAGUGCAGAACAGAACUAUGGUGCUAUUGUACCUUCUGUCGAUCUCGUUAUAAUGUAAUUUUGGUUUUAUGGAACCGAUUCCGACCUACCUAACUUAAAUUUAGAGCUUUCAAAACAUAAACUUAUGCAUCGUAAAUAAGAUCAGUUAAGAAGUUGUGAUAGCUUUAUAUUUAAGUUUUGUUGCUUCAGAAUCGACUUUACUAAGUAUUUUUUCCGUCGUUCGAAUACCUACUGGACUUUCAUAACAUAAAAUUUACACUUAUUUCAUAGGUAGGGUAUAUUUUAAACAUUUGACAUCGCUGCAAGCAUAUUGGUAGGUAUAUUUUGGGAUAGAAAUCAUUAUGAUCUGAUUCAUUAUAGACUUUCUUCAACAUGAUUGAAUAUAACAUCAAUCCCGAACGAGAGAUGAAAAAAAAACAUGAACCCUUGCCUUGUGCCCAUGUUCAAUGUACUGGGUUGUUUAGGCAGAGUUUAUGAAUCUCCACUUACUGUAAACACUAUUUAUACCUAUAGGUAAGUAUUUAAGUUGCGCCAUGUUUUGUUGAUUUGAUUUCUUGACAUGAAAAUGUAAGCUAUUUAUGAUGACUUUGAAGUAUUAUACAUGGAAAUUACAUUGCCUCUAUCUUCUACGAUUGUAUAGUAUGCUUAUUCGUAAUAUAGGAUUGUUAGUAAGUAAAUGACUGCUUUCUAUGUUAAUUUUAGUUGAGAUUUCAUCCAAUCAAUGUUAGUUCGUUGUAGACGUGCGUUCAUUAUUGACAAGUCAUUUGUAAGAAAGAAACAUUAUAAAUGUAUGAGGAUAUGUUUGAUGAUUUAGGAGUGUUUUUCGAGAGACCUUUAUGCAGAAUUUGUAUUUGCACUAAGAUAAGUUGGUACAGUACGACGAGAAUAUUUUGUUGCUUAGUGAAAAAUAUAAGUAACAAAUUCUUACAUUAAUGAUUUUGUCGUGCUGUACCUAAUGGUAACUUUCCAGUGUUUUUUAUUUUAUUUUUGACUAAAUUAUAAGAGUUGUAGUUUAAGUUUGUUUACAAAACUGGUCGCAAGAAGUUAAUGUUCUAAGAAACUUGUAAAUAAAAGUUUAUUUGAUUUAUA
Molecule: messenger RNA, 5392 nt
Organism: Plutella xylostella (diamondback moth)
Lineage: Eukaryota; Metazoa; Arthropoda; Insecta; Lepidoptera; Plutellidae
Source: RefSeq, a predicted model, not a curated record